Molecule: messenger RNA, 1086 nt
Organism: Sparassis crispa
Lineage: Eukaryota; Fungi; Basidiomycota; Agaricomycetes; Polyporales; Sparassidaceae
Product: citrate lyase beta subunit
Exons: 10
Coding region: 1-1086 (361 amino acids)
Biological process (GO): oxaloacetate metabolic process
Molecular function (GO): catalytic activity; magnesium ion binding
Source: RefSeq, a predicted model, not a curated record
AUGACUACCCUCCGAUAUCUUCAUGAGCGUCUUCCCAUCUCUGUCCUGCGCAGAUCGAAGGUGAAGACUGGACACCCUUGGUCUACCAGAACUUUGCAGACCUUAAGCUCAAUCGCUGCAAAUGGAGAUACCCAAUUGCACAGGUCAUACCUCUACGUGCCUUCAUCUUCUGACCGCAUGUUGGAGAAGUCUCUGGUCAAUAAAUCAGAUGUCAUUAUCUACGACUUGGAGGACAGUGUCCCGCCAUCUGUGUCAGACAAGAACGCUGCUCGGAACAGGUUACGGAACUUCAUUUCUGCCAAAUCGGAAGCCGAGCUUCCGAGUCCCGGACGUAUCGCCGUGAGGCUCAAUGCAAUCAACACCGCCUUCUUCAAGGAUGACAUCGCAGAAGCACUGAGAUGGACCUCCGUUCGGACUCUUGUCUUACCCAAAGUGCAGUCGGCGCUGGACUUACACCACGUCUCCCGCGAAAUCCACACCGCGAUGCAGAUGAAUUCCGUGCGCGAUCCGCUGCAGCACCCCUUGCGGCUCGUGGCCUCUAUCGAAAGUGCGCGGUCCUUGUUUAGAUUGGAAGAAAUUGCGGGCUGGAAGUCAGAGUAUGGCCCAGCUCUGGGAGGCAGUUUGGCUGCGCUUCUCUUCGGUGCGGAAGAUUUUUGCGCAGACACGUCCAUAAUCCGAACAGCAUCUCGCCAAGAACUCCUCUUCACUCGGUCGCAGAUCGUGAUUACCGCGAAGGCAUUUGGUUUAGAUGCUAUUGACAUGGUUUGCGUGAAUUACAAAGACUUGGAAUAUCUGAAAGAGGAAUGCGAGGAUGGCAGACGCCUGGGGUUCAGCGGCAAGCAAGCAAUCCACCCCACACAGGUGGAUAUAAUUCAGUCGACUUUCGUUCCUAGUCCGAGAGAAAUCUUCCGUGCCGCCAAAAUCCUACACCGCAUGGAACGCGCACACAGUGCACAGAAGGGUGCCAUUGGACUCGAGCUCGAGGGCGGCGGCAAGGAGAUGAUUGAUGCCCCUAUGGUUAAGCAGGCGGAGAAUAUCAUCCGGAUAGCGAAGUCAGCUGGUCUGGAGAUUCCCCAGUUCGCAUGA